Messenger RNA from Ostreococcus tauri, 1293 nucleotides. Its product is annotated as Tetratricopeptide repeat. Gene Ontology annotation, biological process: mitochondrial respiratory chain complex IV assembly; protein insertion into mitochondrial inner membrane from matrix. Lineage: Eukaryota; Viridiplantae; Chlorophyta; Mamiellophyceae; Mamiellales; Bathycoccaceae. Gene Ontology annotation, molecular function: membrane insertase activity; protein binding. The coding region runs from base 1 to 1293 and encodes 430 amino acids. The transcript has a single exon. Gene Ontology annotation, cellular component: mitochondrial inner membrane. The record is from RefSeq and is a predicted model, not a curated record.
AUGUCGACCCUGCAUCACGCCUCGGGACUCCCUUGGUGCGCGACGCUGGCGGUGAGCGCACUGUGUGCGCGUCUGGUCACGGCGCCGGUGGCGGCGAGGACGACCAAGGCGAGCGCCACGGUGAGCGCCGCGAGCGCCCUGGCCAAGGCGACUAAACAAGGAGACGCCGAGCGCGUGUCUAUAAAGGACGUUUUAGAGGCGAUGAAGGAGCUUCGCGAGCGAUCGGGAGUGGGUGCGCAUCCCGCGUGGCUCGUCGCUGGACCGUUGGCGCAGAUUCCGUUGUUCGCGUGCGCAAUGAUGGCAGUGCGGCGACUCGCGUCGGAAGGCGGUUCCAACGGGUUAAUAAGUGGCGGAGUUUUCUGGUUUAGCGAUUUAACGCUCCCAGCGAUGGACAUCGCGACGAUGUCGGCACCGAUGGGACCGUACGGAGCGGUUCUGCCGAUAGUCACAGCUGGUGCGCUGUUUGCGAAUGUGAAUGCGAAUUUUGCGGCCGCGGCGCAGCAGUCGCGCGGGAUGACGAUCGUGAAGCUCUGUUUAGAGUGGAUGACGCUACCCAUGCUACUAAUCGGCUUGCAGCUUCCGCAGGCCGUCCACUGUUACUGGAUCACAUCGAGCGCGUAUGCGUAUGCGCAAAACCGUGCCUUGUCCACGGCGUACGCGCGCGAGGCUCUCGGUUUGAACGAGUUAGCGAAGACGACGCGCGAGAUCGUGCGGGAGAAGGGAUUACAUUCGGAUGAGCGGUUAGAGAUUCCGCCGGUGGUUUUGGAGCUCAUAAAGGCAGCCGCAAAGGCUCGCGCAGAGAAUAACAACCCGCUCGCCAUCAAUCUGCUCCUCCGCGCCUCUCGAGGAGGAUCGGACGACGCGAACGCGCAUGGGCGAUCGACGGAGCCGGUGCGUGGUGAUGAAUUAGGUAAAGCGCAUCCGACUGUCCUGUUUGCGCUAGGUCAAACGUACGCUGUGCUGAAAGACUGGAAGAAGUCAGCAAUAACGUACGAGUACUCCGCGCGGAACGAACCGGACGCUCUGCGCCGCGCGAGAGCGCUUCUCGGCGCUGGAGUGGCUCGAGCGCGCCUUGGUGACCUCGGCAUGGCAAGCGAGGCGCUUGGAGAAGCAAACCGAUUGAAUCCUUCGGAUGCGAGCGUCAAAAUCGCGCUCGCGAGCGCGCUCAAGUUGAAUGGUGAUCCAGAGGGAGCCUUGCAGAUUUUACGUGAAGCCGCGACGAUACAGCCAGACAUUGACGAGCGGUACGUCAAGCCGCUCGAGCGUGAACUAGCGAGUAGAACAACCGCAUAG